AUGAAAUCGAUCGGAUACACCCCCGACUGCGGCAACUGCAACUACCUAAUUGUGACUCUUUCGAAAAUCGAUCAAUUUGGGGAAGUGGUGGAGGUAUUGAAAGUAAUGGGGGGGGCGGGAUGCGACAGCUACGGGGGAUUGAUUGUUGAGUUGAGCGAGGCGAGGAAGGUGGACGCCGUGGUGGAGGUGGUGAGGGAGAUGGUGUGUAAGGAGGGGGGUGAGGCCGAGGGAGGAGACGGUGGAGAAGGUGGUGGGGGCGAUGACGAGGGAUUGGGAGGCGGGCAGGGCGGCGGAGAUGGUGGAGAUGUUGGAGGGGGAGGGAUUUGGGGUGUGUGA
Messenger RNA from Salvia splendens (bonfire salvia), 336 nucleotides. RefSeq names its product pentatricopeptide repeat-containing protein At1g06270. Lineage: Eukaryota; Viridiplantae; Streptophyta; Magnoliopsida; Lamiales; Lamiaceae. Gene Ontology annotation, molecular function: protein binding. The transcript has a single exon. The record is from RefSeq and is a predicted model, not a curated record. The coding region runs from base 1 to 336 and encodes 111 amino acids.